CGACGUGGAGAGGAGGCGAGCGCAGGCACCCGUGUGCAGCAUUGAGGGGCGACCGAGGCCCCCCUUUGUGCCUGCUGCGCCUCAAAUCGAUGGGUCGAAUGACAGACUUCGUCGCGUCCCGUCCGUCCUGAGGUACUUGAAGGCAGAGAGAAGGCGAGUUCGCCAUCGGUGGCGCCCUCAUUGCUGUGUGUGUGUUUGUGUGUCAGGGAGGGCCGUGAGCAUCGGUCAAUUAGCCUCCUCAGAGCGAGAGGGCCUCGAUUGGAGUUCUCAUCGGAGCAGACAGAGGCCAAGCCGCUGCAUCAGAUCUACAUCUAGCCAUGGAGGGCGAUAGACAGGUGAGACGCAUCAGACCACUGGUUGCAAUGGAUGGCGCAUUUCACCACCCGGGGGUCGGCUGUGUUUGUGCGAUGGGUGUAUGUUUGCAGGUCAAGAGGACUCGUCGUGGUGAUGAUGCACCGGCUGCUGCUGCGACUUCGUCUGCAUCUUCAUCGGCCGCUGCUGCAUCUGGUGGUGGUGGUGGCAGUGAGAGUGGCGGGGAGCGGCAGCGGCGGGCUGAGAGGGAAAGAGCCUUGUGUGAGAAGAUCAGCGGCACGGUGAGCCAGCCACACACACUAAGGCGAUUCCGGCUGUAUCUGUGAAUGGCUGCGUGUGUUUCAGGAGGGGCUUCUUAGCUACAUGAUGGCCUUGCUGCCCAUCCACCUGAUGGUGCAGCUGGCCAAGUCCAUCUGGCAGCACGCCGCACCCCACCUCUCGGACGUCACCAUCAGCUCGGCAACCAAGGAGGAGCGGUCCUUUUGGCAGCACGUCCAUCUCGCCUUCGUCACCCAGCUGGCCGCCCGACUCAGGCGCCUCACAACCAUCACACUCCGAUACCCCAUCGGCGCUGCUGACUGGUGUUUCGACGUCUUUGUGGCCAUCAUCGAGGGCCACAUCGCUGGCCGACGGGCAGCCAAUCUGGGCCGCGGGACUCUGCAGACCAUCACCAUGCAAGGUGUUCGGCUGACCCGCCCCUCUCGAGACCAUCGAGGGUCUGCACCGCGACCAUCGGCAGUUGGCCAGCCGACGCUGGCUGAUCCCCUCCCUCACCACCGCGCAGCAACGGGGUUGGGACGCCGGCAGCCUGGGCCAGUUCAUCAGCUCCUCCCGCUCCCUGCGGCGUGUGGACGGCAGCUUUGGGGGUGAGGACUGGGCGGGUGUGUUUGAGGGCAUCCCUGCGGCACCUGCUGGGCAGCAGGGGGGGCCACUCGCCCAGCUGGAGAGCAUCGGCACCAUCGAGAUCGAUGACAAUGAGGCGGCGGGCAUAGAUCGGCUUCAGGUGACAACAACGCACAGGACAGCAGGGUCUUGGGGCUGGUUCAUGAUCACUCAUAUUGGUGUGUUGGUGCCUUCAGGAAGUGCUCGUUGCGCGUGGCUGCCGACGGUCACUCACACAGCUGCAUGUCGACUUUGCUGCGCAUUUGCGCAUUGGUGACAUUAACGUCAUCGGCCGCCGCACCCUGCCCGUCCUGCUGGCCCUAGACCGGCUGCUCACCACCUGCUGCCGACCAGACGCCCCUCUCACGCUCACCACCACCAGCUGUCUCGAAUUCGACCUCUCCAUCUUCUACCACAACGCCUUCCCCACCCACCCCUCACCCUCAUUCAAGACCAUGACGCAGCAGCUGGCCCGGCAGGCCACAUCGGUGGAGUACCUCUUCACCCAGGACGGCCUCACCGACCCACACACCGACCCGAGCCAAUCGGCCAUCGACAUUGCGUCGACACUCUCAUUCGACGAGGCCACGGAUGUGAGGGUCGAGAAUGCCCGUGGCUUCCACCCCCCGGCCAACAUUCCCUCGCCCCACCCCACCAUCAUCACCCACCUCAAGCCAUUCCCGAAAGCCUCACGGCUGCAUGUCUGGAGCGACUUUGGUGGUGCUGCGGGCCAGCUGAUGGCCGCCAAGAUGCCCGAGGAGGUGCGGGUGGUGAGCGUGUUGGGUGGUGUCGAGAGGGUGGGCGUGUUGACGGCGCUGGGGAGGGAGAGGGAGGUGAGUGAGGUGGAGAUGGGGAAGGUCGACGUCGACCAAUUAGACCAACUGCUGCUGGGGGCGGCCGAUAGCUUGCCUACCAUCUCGGGACUACAUUUCGCCAUGACACGUACGCCGAGAGAGGAUGGAAGCAUGUCGUUAUGCCCUCAUUUCUGCCUCGUGUGUGUUCCCUCCCCUUCAGUGCCCGCUGAUGUGAAUGAAGCGGGCAGCUUUGUCCGCGCCCGCCUCUCGUCGGUCAUCCCGCACAUCAGGGGCCUUCAGGGCGUCACACUGCGUGUCCAAAAGACGACAGCUGAGCAGCAUGAUUCCAUCCUCGCUUCCCUCCCUGUGGGCGCCAACGUCGGGGGCUUCAGCGUCCGAAGCACCUUCGGGUCGGCAGGCGUAUGGACGAGAAUUGCUGCAGUUCGGACGCCUGAGGCAGACGGGCUGGUUGUCUGACCUCUGUGCGUGUUGGUGGUGGUGUCUGUCAGGCCGCCCAUUGUGUGUGGUGGAUUAUUCGUAGCAGACGGGCAGUGGGGCCAUUCUUAGCCGACGACACUUAUGUGCUGCAUGGCAUAGCUGCGGGCCGUGUGUGUGUAUGACUGACUGGGUAGUGUACAGAUUGACGGACGGACGGACGGGGGCUGGCUGAUGCGGGCGUGAGACUUAGCACAUCACACAUACACACACUACUGUCGCGUGUGGUGGUGCUGCAUCGACUGACUGACUGACUCACUCACUCACUUGUCUGUCUGUCUGUCUGCCUGGCUGCCUCCUGGCCUGCCUGUUUGUAUCGAUCGCUCCUUGCUGCUGUCUGGCCUCUUCCUCUCCUCCCUUCCUCAGUUCAGUGGCCGGGAGGAGUGGAUGGACAGCAGCAGCACAGGGGAGAUGGGCAAGCGCGGCAAGGCAAGGCACACACACGGUGGGUAGGCAGAUUCAAGUGUCAGGGCUGAAAGAGGAUAGACAGCAGACGGGAGGGGCCCACACAAGGCGACGUGUCUGCCGAUACCCUUGGUGAGUCCAGACAGACAGACAGACAGGGUGGACGUCUUCGAUGGCUGGGCGUGUUGCCUUUCAUUAUUCGUCUGAUGGACGGCUGUGUGGGAUGUGUGUGUGCGCGAUGAGAGAACACCCACAUAUGGGAGCCACAAUUGACAGCACAGCUCAUUCAAUGCAGUCCACUCACACUCCACUCACACUCACACGAGCCUCCAUUCACGCUGAGAGCCGAGGUGCUGCAUAUCCGGCUGUGUGUCUUCACAGAGCCACUCACCCACCCACCCACCCACCCAUCCAUCUACACGCUGCCCCGACGCCAUUGCACUGCACAUGCGGAUGUGUUUGUGUGUGCGUGUGGGUCAGCCGUGGAGCCGACAUGCGCACAGCACACACCAAAAAACGAUCAACGCAAUCGGCGGACGUACGGACGGACGGACGGACGGUGUGUGUUUGUGUGAGUGUAAAGACAUGGAAGACGCUGAUAUAAACACACACCACAUUCAACAUACCUGCGUAUCGGUCUUUGCGCUCUAUGCCCGCCGCCGUAGCACCCGCCCGCCACUCAGCCACCAAUCAUGACACCACUGCCCAGCCCAGCCUGACACACACAUCGAGUGACUCCAGGGCAGGCAGACACAUAGGGAAGUGUGUGUGUUUCAAAUUAAGUGGAGUCUGUUUAGAAAACAACGGCGGCGAUAUUUUGCUG
Molecule: messenger RNA, 3711 nt
Organism: Vitrella brassicaformis
Lineage: Eukaryota; Vitrellaceae
Source: the annotation of a GenBank genome assembly